GAAAAAAGCGAUCCGAGAGAUUGGGCCGUCGUCUUAGCCCGCCGUCGAUUGUGCCGUUAUGAGUGGCGACAACAGUUGCCGGUCGAACAGUGUCCGUGUGUGGGGCUGACCAGCAGGUUGCAAACGGUGCGGUCGCCGAUGUUGUUGAACACGUCCAGUCCAGUGCUAUGGCUUCGCGUAUAACGUCCGGUGCCCGGUUGUGCGUUCGCGCCAGUAUCGACAAGCUCGUGUGCAAGUUGUCCAGGAGCAGACAUCACGACGCCGCAUCCUCGUCGCCGUCCACGUCCGUUGGACAGCGGUUGGACAGGACACUACAAUGUUACCAGAAACAAUGGAACCGAAUCAGAUCGGAUCACCAGAGGAAUCACUGUCGGCGGUUUUCUACGAUGCAAGACGCAAACACAGAUUCACUGUCCGCUAUCGAUCCAUACAGAUUGUUGGAAGAUGACCUCAGAGAUGUGUACACAGACAUCAGACAGGAACUCGAACUGAACACCAAUCAAGAUGAGCUACGGACGAUAGCCACGUAUUACUUCGAUGGGCAAGGCAAAGCCCUGAGGCCGAUGGUGGCCAUUCUGAUGGCACAUGCCAUAAACUACCAUACAAACAAUAAUAAUUUGACUAAAAAACAAAGAGAAGUCGCCAUGAUUGCGGAAAUGAUUCAUUCAGCGUCACUGAUACACGAUGACGUCAUUGAUCAGUCAGACUUUCGGCGGGGCAAGCCAAGUGUGAACGCGCUCUGGAGCCACAAAAAGGUAGCCAUGGCCGGCGAUUACAUAUUAGCCGUCACGUCCAUGAUGAUCGCCAGACUCAGCCACAACGACGUGACCAUCACCCUUAGCCAAAUCAUCACGGAUUUGGUGCAAGGCGAGUUUAUGCAGCUCGGUUCCAAAGAAACCGAGAACGAAAGGUUUGCCCAUUACCUAACGAAAACGUACCGUAAGACAGCCAGUCUCAUAGCCAACUCUGUAAAAGCCGAAGCAAUGUUAGCCGGUGCCGACGACAAAUUAGUGGAUGUGUCAUUCGAGUACGGUCGCAACAUAGGACUUGCGUUCCAGCUGGUCGACGAUCUGUUGGACUUUGUUUCCAGCAAAGACGCAAUGGGCAAACCGACGGCCGCCGAUCUGAAGUUAGGCCUGGCCACCGCUCCUGUAUUGUUCGCAUGCGAAAAGUAUCCAGAGCUGAACGCCAUGAUCAUGAGGCGGUUCCAAGAGCCGGGCGACGCCGAACGCGCUUUCGAGCUGGUGCACAAGUCACAGGGUCUGGAGCAGACGCGGUUCCUUGCCAAAAAACAUUGCCUGGAAGCAACGCGGUUGGCCGGCAAGAUAGCCGAGUCGCCGUAUCAAAAGUCCCUGUUGGUCGUUCCGGACCUCAUAGUGAACCGCAUGAAGUAAUGGACACCGACCAGGAUUUUUGAAAAAGAAGAAAAUAAUGUACACACACACAAACAAAAUGGCAAUAAUUGUUAUUAACUGUUAAAAAAAAAAAAAAAAAAAAAACAAUUUUCACCGGUGAACCAGUUAUUUAAACGACUAGUCCCAAGUAUAUUUUUCAUAAAAAAACACAUUUUAUUUGUUAUCAUCAUCAUCAUAAACGCUUGAUCAUUUUUUUUUUUUUUUUUUUAUAUUAUAUUAUAUAAUAUAUAUAUUGUUCGAAAUAUUUAAAACGCCAAACGAUUUUAAUGGGCGCACAAUUUUUUUUGUUAUUAUAUUAUAUUAUUUUUUUAAAUAUGUUUAAUAUUAUUAGUAUUAUAUACAUAUAUAUUUAUAUAUAUAUACAUUAUAUUAAUCACAUCAAAUAUAUUUAUAUAAAUAUUUUGUAUUUAAUACUGCAGUACUUAAUAUUAUGUAUAAUAUAUUAUAUUAUUAUGUAGAUAUAUAUGGAAUUAUCGCUGUUACGAUGUUUGACAUGAUCGACAGCGAGUGCGUAUUUUCAUAUUAAUCGCCUUAACCACAUUAUUAGAUUUACUUAUUGCAUAAUUUUUCUCUCUUCUUAAUGUUUUUGUUACCCAAAACAUGUUUCUUGUUAUUCAUUAUUAUUAUUAUUUUUUUUUUUUAACUUUAAAAGACAAAAUAAAAAUAUACAUAUAUUAUAAUAUAUUAUUCUUAUAUAAUUAUAAUAUAAGUAAUAUUAUUAAAUGUAAUUUUACUAAUUUUAGUUGAUUGUUUUAUUUUUUUUUAUCUAUCUUGUACACUAUACACUCGAUCGACGAACAAAGCGCGUUAACGGUAUCACGUUAACUACAUUAAACCAUAAGUUUUAUGUCCGAUAAAAUAUUGUUUGACGCUUUUUAAAAAAAAAAAGAAAA
Messenger RNA from Adelges cooleyi (spruce gall adelgid), 2308 nucleotides. RefSeq names its product all trans-polyprenyl-diphosphate synthase PDSS1 (gene qless). Gene Ontology annotation, biological process: isoprenoid biosynthetic process; ubiquinone biosynthetic process. The transcript has 8 exons. Gene Ontology annotation, molecular function: prenyltransferase activity. NCBI's taxonomy places the organism in Eukaryota, Metazoa, Arthropoda, Insecta, Hemiptera, Adelgidae. The coding region runs from base 168 to 1394 and encodes 408 amino acids. The record is from RefSeq and is a predicted model, not a curated record. Gene Ontology annotation, cellular component: mitochondrion; transferase complex.